Molecule: messenger RNA, 447 nt
Organism: Haemonchus placei
Lineage: Eukaryota; Metazoa; Nematoda; Chromadorea; Rhabditida; Trichostrongylidae
Source: the annotation of a GenBank genome assembly
AUGCAGGGUCUUAGAAGAAAAGAAGACAAACAACAUCCGGCUCCGCACUCACCUUUUCGACAUUGCUGUUCUCCUGCCUUGACGUACGCCUCGGAGACUUGGACUCUACGGAAGCAUGAUGAGCAUGCUGCCAGCGUUACUCAACAAGCUUUGGGAAGGACGAUGCUCGGAAUCUCCUUAUUCACGCAAGUGCAGAAGAGAAUCCGGAGUCCCGAGCUCCGUCAUCGAACGAAAAUCAGGGAUGCCUUUGAUUACGCCAAGAAAUCGAAGAUCAGGUGGGUGGACACGUUAUGCGAUAUAAUGAUGACCGUUGACGAAAGGACUGUUGGACCUCGUGUCCCUGAGCCGAGUACGAUUUACCGGAGCAUUCUGGCUUGUGAUAGGGACGAAUGGAGACGUUACUGGCGUCCGCUCAAGGAAAUCGACGAUCAACGGGACGACAUGUGA